Molecule: messenger RNA, 402 nt
Organism: Physella acuta
Lineage: Eukaryota; Metazoa; Mollusca; Gastropoda; Physidae
Source: RefSeq, a predicted model, not a curated record
AUGCUUAAUAAACGCUUAUACACAACUAAUACUUAUAAAUCUACAUAUUCAUCCCCGGUAGAUUAUAUUUAUGUUGAUAUUCAAAAAAUCGAAGGCGCAUGUGGAGGUCAUUGCAAUGAGUUUGCUAACAAAGUAUAUGAAGAAAAGGAAUUAAUACAAGUGUGCUCGGCAGUGUGGUCAUUUUCAAACUGCCUAAAUGCAACUUGUGAAAACUAUGAAUCAGCAAGUUACAUGAGAUUUUUAAACGCAGCUAAACAUCGAUGCGCAGGAACGGUCAUUUACCUCUCGGGACUCCUGUUGGCGUUCUGCGCCAUCUUGAAUAUGGCCGCCACCUUCUAGUAGCAAGACAAAGGCUACAGAGCAAGAAAGGCGAUUUGUUUAUUGCUAUAGAUUAAGUAGAUG